Molecule: messenger RNA, 11912 nt
Organism: Ooceraea biroi (clonal raider ant)
Lineage: Eukaryota; Metazoa; Arthropoda; Insecta; Hymenoptera; Formicidae
Gene: uif
Product: sushi, von Willebrand factor type A, EGF and pentraxin domain-containing protein uif
Biological process (GO): Notch signaling pathway
Molecular function (GO): calcium ion binding; Notch binding
Source: RefSeq, a predicted model, not a curated record
GAAUAUGCUGAUAAGAGAAUUGGCGGCCAUUUGGGUCGCCGUCCUCUUGUGCCAUCUUCAGCUAACGGAGUCUCAGGUUCCUACUACAAAUGUCUUCACCUGUCCAAACGGAUGGGAGCUGCGGGGCAUACACUGUUACAAGUUCUUCAACAUCAGGCAUUCCUGGGAAAAAGCGGCGGAAUUAUGCAGGAGGUACGGGAGCGAGCUGAUGGUGGUGGAGUCGUACAGCGAGAACAACAUGUCGGCGAGCAUGAUCGGCCGGCACUUGGAUCGUUACUGGCUCGGUCUCGCCUCCCUCGACGAUUUACGGACCAACACGCUCGAGUCCGCUGCGGGAAUGCUCGUCUCCCAAUAUGCCGGUUUCUGGGCGCCGCGGCAGCCGAAUCCGCAUUCGGGCGAGUGCGUGGACGUCGCUCUGACGGACGACCGACAAACGUGGGAACUGACCACGUGCGAGUCGCUUCUCCCUUUCAUGUGUCGUGCCAACGCCUGUCCAUCCGGUUCGUUCCACUGCUCGAAUGGCAAAUGCAUCAAUGCGGCAUUCAAGUGCGACAAGCAGGAUGACUGCGGCGAUUAUUCCGAUGAGUUGGACUGUCCGGCUAACUGCCAGUAUUACAUGGCGAGCAGCGGCGACGUCGUGGAAAGCCCGAAUUACCCGCACAAGUAUGGACCCCUCAGCAAUUGCAAGUGGACGCUGGAAGGGCCUCAAGGGCACAACAUCCUGUUGCAGUUUCAAGAAUUCGAGACCGAGAAGAGCUUCGACAUAGUGCAGAUCCUCGCAGGCGGUAGAACCGAGGAGAAAUCUAUGAACGUUGCGACUCUCUCCGGCAAGCAGGAACUUAGCAAUCAGCUGUUCGUCUCAGGUUCGAAUUUCAUGAUCAUAAAAUUCAGCACCGAUGCAUCAGUGGAGCGAAAGGGUUUUCGAGCUUCCUGGAAGACGGAGCCGCAAAACUGCAGCGGAACUCUUAGAGCGACGCCACAAGGACAGGUGCUCACGUCACCAGGAUAUCCGCAAAAUUAUCCGGGAGGACUCGAAUGUCUGUACACCCUGCAGGCCCAGCCGGGACGCAUACUGUCUCUGGAGAUCGAGGAUUUGGAUCUUGAAAUGAAUCGGGACUACAUUCUUAUAAGGGAUGGAGACUCGCCCAUGAGCCGACCGAUCGCGCGUCUUACGGGAAAAUCGGAGGAUAAUCCAAAUAAAGUGAUCAUGUCUACCGGAAAUAAUUUGUAUCUGUACUUCAAGACGAGUCUCGGUGAUUCCAGGCGAGGUUUCAGUAUCCGCUUCACACAGGGUUGUAAGGCAACGAUCAUCGCGAGAAACGGGACGGUUCAGUCGCCUUCUUACGGCCUUAAUGAUUAUCCUAACAAUCAGGAAUGCUUAUAUAAAAUCAGAAAUCUGGACAGAGGACCAUUGUCUCUGAAAUUCACCGAUUUCAAUGUUCAUCAGACUGAUUAUGUGCAGAUAUACGACGGCUCGAAUACAAACGGCCUCCGCUUGCAUCCCGAAGGCGGUUUUACCUCUAAUACUCGACCCAAAAUCACGCUCACUGCUGAAAGCGGAGAAAUGCUUGUCAGGUUCGCCUCCGACGCUUUGCACAGUAGUUCCGGCUGGCAAGCUGAAUUUUCUGCUGACUGUCCGCCGUUACAACCCGGCGACGGUGCCUUAGCGUCGAGUCGGGACACCGCUUUCGGUACGGUAGUUACAUUCUCAUGUCCGCUGGGACAAGAGUUCGCCACGGGAAAAUCGAGAAUUUCCACGGAAUGCCUACCCGGAGGAAACUGGUCUAUUACGUAUAUUCCCAAAUGUCAGGAAGUAUAUUGUGGUCCUGUACCUCAGAUCGAUAACGGAUUUUCCAUUGGCUCUACCAAUGUUACUUAUCGAGGACUAGCAACUUAUCAGUGCUAUGCGGGAUUCGCAUUUCCCUCUGGACGACCGACUGAAAAAAUCUCGUGCUUGGCUGAUGGAAGAUGGGAAAAGAAACCAUCCUGUUUAGCAUCGCAGUGUGCUCCGCUGCCAGAGGCUCCUCACUCCAACAUAACUAUUCUGAACGGAGGUGGUCGAAGUUAUGGCACAAUUGUCAGGUUCGAGUGCGAGCCCGGCUACGUGCGAAGCGGACACCCCGUAAUUCUAUGCAUGAGUAACGGCACCUGGUCCGACGAAGUACCCACGUGCUCUCGUGCCACAUGUCCAAUAUUACCCACGAUUAAAAAUGGUUUCGUCGUCGAUAUCGGUAGAGAUUACUUCUUUGGCGAUGAAGCUAGGGUACAGUGUAACAGAGGCUAUAAGCUAACGGGAUCGAACAUUAUACAAUGCGGGCCUUAUCAACGAUUCGAUAACGUGCCGACCUGCGAAGAUAUAAACGAGUGUGCAUCGAGCCAAUGCGACCUAGCGUCUACCGAGUGCAUAAACAAUCCCGGUGCAUUUACCUGCAAGUGCAAGUCAGGUUUUGCGCCAACGAUGGAGUGCCGGCCUAUCGGUGAUCUCGGUCUUAUCAAUGGUGGCAUUCCUGACGAAUCGAUCACGGUUUCGAGCUCGGAAAAUGGCUACACGAAGACCGGAAUUCGUUUGAACAAUGGCGACGGCUGGUGCGGUAACAAUAUCGAACCGGGUGCGAACUGGGUGAUAAUCGAUAUGAAAGCACCAACGAUUAUCCGCGGUUUCCGCACGCAGGUAGUCGCCAGGAUCGACGGGAACAUCGCUUACACAUCGGCUGUGCGAAUUCAGUACACAGAUGAUAUAACAGACGCCUUUAAGGACUACACGAAUCCGGAUGGCACACCAGUAGAAUUCAGAAUUCUGGAACCGAUACUGUCCGUGCUGAAUCUGCCUGUGCCGAUCGAGGCACGCUACGUGAGAUUCAGGAUACAGGACUAUGCGGGCGCGCCGUGCAUGAAGUUGGAGAUAAUGGGCUGCACCAGGCUGGAGUGUACCGAUAUAAACGAAUGCGUGAUUAGAAAUGGUGGCUGUCAUCAGAAAUGUAUCAAUAGCCCUGGCAGUUAUUCUUGCAUGUGCAACACGGGCUUCGAACUGUACAAAGGCAACGGCACGGCUGGGUUCAAUCUGGCAAAGUCGGAGUUCGGCGAGAGAGACGGUGAUCUGUACCAGAGAAAUAAAACGUGCGUGCCAUUGAUGUGCCCGCCCUUAACAGCACCGGAAAAUGGAAAAUUGUUGUCAACUAAGGAGCAGCAUCAUUUUGGUGAUCUCGUAAGAUUCCAGUGUAACUUCGGUUACGUACUAUCCGGAUCUUCAGCUGUGAUCUGUACUUCCUCCGGUGUCUGGAACGGAACUAUCCCCGAAUGUCAAUAUGCAAAGUGCGUGUCGCUACCAGAUGACAAGAACGAGGGCCUUUCCGUGAUUCGAAGCGACGAAGCCAGCGUGUUGGUGCCCUUCAAGCAGAACGUCACCCUGAAAUGUGGCAGUAAUGGUCGCUACUUGCGCAACACCGCGACGUCCGGUUUCCGGCAGUGCGUAUACGAUCCCAAGCACGGCUUGCCUGAUUACUGGUUGUCCGGCUUACCGGCGGCUUGCCCUCGCGUGGAUUGCGGCAAGCCUCUUCCCACGCCUGGCGCCGAGUAUGGCACAUAUCUAGACACCAAGUAUCAAUCCUCCUUCUUCUUCGGCUGUCAAGACACCUUCAAGCUCGCCGGUCAGACCAACCGCAACGACAACGUCGUGCGAUGCCAGGCGAACGGUGUUUGGGACUUUGGCAAUCUGCGAUGCGAGGGACCAGUUUGCGAAGACCCCGGCCGACCGAGCGAUGGUUAUCAGGUGGCGCGCAGCUAUGAGCAAAGCUCGGAGGUGCAGUUCGGCUGCAGCAGACCCGGCUAUAUCCUCAUCAAUCCGCGACCGAUCGUCUGCAUCCGCGAGCCCGAGUGCAAAGUCAUAAAACCACUCGGCCUGACAUCCGGCCGGAUACCGGACUCGUCGAUAAACGCCACUUCUGAGAGGCCGAACUACGAGGCGAGAAACGUCCGACUGAACUCCGUGACCGGUUGGUGCGGCAAACAGGAGGCCUUCACUUACGUGAGCGUCGAUCUCGGUCGCGUCUAUCGUGUGAAAGCGAUCCUGGUGAAGGGUGUAAUUACCAACGAUAUCGUCGGCAGGCCUACGGAAAUCCGGUUCUUCUACAAGAGGACGGAGAAAGAUAACUACGUGGUCUAUUUCCCGAACUUCAAUCUAACCAUGCGCGAUCCCGGAAACUACGGUGAACUCGCGAUGAUCACUCUGCCCAAGUUUGUUGAUGCGCGUUUCGUUAUCCUCGGCAUCGUCAGCUACAUGGACAACGCUUGUCUGAAAUUCGAGCUAAUGGGAUGUGAGGAUCCGGUGACCGAGCCGCUGUUGGGCUACGAUUAUGGAUUCUCGCCCUGUGUGGACAACGAGCCGCCGGUUUUCCAAAAUUGCCCGCAGCAACCGAUAAUCGUGCAAAAAGGAGCGGACGGCGAAUUGUUACCGGUGAACUUUACCGUGCCAAUAGCCAUCGACAACAGUGGCAGUAUCGCGCGGUUGGAAGUAAAACCGCAAAAUUUCAAAACUCCCAUCCGGAUCUUCGAGGACACGGUCGUGAAAUACGUGGCCUUCGAUUACGACGGCAACGUCGCCAUUUGCGAGAUCAACAUCACCGUGCCAGACGUGACUCCACCGAAAUUAAGUUGCCCUCAGAGCUACGUCAUCGAAUUGAUCGAUCGACAGGAGAGUUAUUCCAUCAAUUUCAAUGAAACGCGAAGGCGUAUUAACGCCACGGACGCGUCCGGCCCCGUGAAAAUCAAUUUCGUACCGGAACGCGCGGUGAUCCGAAUCGGCGGCUUUGAGAACGUUACGGUAUAUGCAACGGACACGAGCGGUAACAGAGCGACUUGCCAUUUCCAAGUAUCGGUCCAGGCGACACCAUGCGUCGAUUGGGAGCUGAAACCACCGGCUAACGGUGAUUUAAAAUGCGUCCCCGGAGACAAGGGCAUGCAGUGCAUAGCUACUUGCAAGGCUGGAUACAGAUUUACGGAUGGUGUACCUGUAAAAUCAUACGCAUGUGACGUUAACAAACGAUGGGUGCCCACGUCGAUGGUCCCUGACUGCGUUUCCGAGAACACGCAACAGGCUGAUUAUCACGUAACUGCCUCGGUAAGUUAUCGCGCAAACGGCGCAGUCUCACGAUCCUGCUUGCCAAUGUAUCAGGAUCUCAUGUCUCAGUAUUACAUAAACUUGAACACUAUCUUGACGCAACGCUGUUCCGCUAUCAGUGUGAACGUGAACGUUUCCUUCGUGAAAUCGAUGCCUUUCUUAAUCGAAGAAAAUCUUCUCAAGAUGGACUUCGUCUUAGUGAUCGUACCAGCGGUACGUCAACCAAAGUUGUACGAUCUGUGCGGCUCCACGCUAAAUCUGAUCUUCGAUCUGUCAGUCCCGUAUGCAAGUGCAGUGAUCGAGCCUCUAUUGAACGUCUCCGCGAUUGGCAAUCAAUGUCCACCUCUUCGUGCUCUCAAAUCGUCCAUCAGCAGAGGUUUUACUUGCAGCGUUGGUGAAGUACUGAACAUGGACACCAACGACGUUCCUCGUUGCCUGCACUGCCCCGCCGGAACCUUCGCCGGUGAGAAACAGAAGCAGUGCACAUCCUGCCCGAAGGGCUUCUACCAAAAUAGUGAUCGUCAGGGAGCUUGUCUGCGUUGUCCAUUUGGAACAUACACGAAAGAAGACGGGUCAAAGAGCAUAGACGACUGCAUACCGGUUUGCGGUUACGGCACAUAUUCGCCCACUGGCCUCGUGCCCUGUCUAGAGUGCCCGAGGAACAGUUAUACUGGCGAGCCACCGAUAGGAGGCUACAAGGACUGCCAGACCUGUCCAGCUGGAACGUUCACCUAUCAACCGGCCGCUCCUGGUCGCGAUCGCUGUCGUGCCAAGUGCUCCCCCGGCAUGUACUCAGACACAGGACUUGCCCCAUGCGCUCAGUGUCCCAAGCAUUUCUUCCAACCGCAACAUGGCGCAAUUACCUGCGUCGAGUGCCCCACGAACAUGUACACGGACAGCUCAGGCGCGGUGGGCCGCGAGGAAUGCAAGCCUGUUCAAUGUACUGACAGCGUAUGCCAGCAUGGUGGCCUCUGCGUGCCUAUGGGACACGGCGUGCACUGCUACUGUCCGGCCGGAUUUUCUGGGAGACGCUGCGAGGUCGACAUCGACGAGUGCGCGUCCCAACCGUGUUACAACGGUGCCACUUGCAUAGAUCUGCCGCAGGGAUACAGGUGCCAAUGCGCCAACGCCUAUUCCGGUAUCAACUGCCAGGAGGAGAAGACUGAUUGCGCGAACGACACGUGCCCGGAAAGAGCUAUGUGCAAGGAUGAGCCUGGGUUUAACAAUUACACUUGUCUCUGCAGAUCUGGCUAUACCGGAGUCGAUUGCGAUAUCACUAUAAAUCCUUGCACUGCCAGUGGAAAUCCUUGUCACAAUGGCGCGAACUGCGUAGCACUUCAGCAGGGUCGCUACAAGUGCGAAUGCCUGCCGGGAUGGGAAGGUCAGAGCUGUGAGAACAACACCGAUGAUUGUGCCGAACGACCCUGUCUACUCGGCGCCAAUUGUACCGACCUGAUCGCCGACUUCUCGUGCGACUGUCCACCCGGCUUCACUGGCAAGCGCUGCCACGAGAAAAUUGAUUUAUGCUCAGGCAAUCCUUGCUUGAACGGGAUCUGCGUGGACAAGCUGUUCCACCACGAGUGUAUCUGCCACCCAGGAUGGACCGGCGCGGCCUGUGAAACCAACAUCAAUGAGUGCGCGUUGAAACCCUGCCGAAACAAUGGCCAGUGUAUCGAUCAGAUUGAUGACUACACAUGCACUUGCGAGCCUGGUUACACGGGCAAGCAGUGCCAACACACCAUCGACGAUUGCGCCUCCGAUCCCUGCCAGAACGGUGCCACGUGCAUAGAUCAGCUGGAAGGAUUCGUCUGCAAAUGCAGGCCUGGCUUCGUUGGGCUGCAGUGCGAAGCAGAGAUUGAUGAGUGCUUAAGCGAUCCUUGCAACCCGGUUGGCACAGAUCGCUGCGUCGACUUGGACAACACCUUUGUUUGCCACUGUCGUGAGGGCUAUACCGGUGCCUCCUGCGAGAUCAACAUCGACGACUGCGCGUCUGAUCCAUGCUUGAAUGGCGCAACGUGCAGAGACGAAGUUGGAGGCUUCAAGUGUAUUUGCCCAGAAGGAUGGGCCGGUUUGUUCUGUCAAACGGAUGUUGGCAUGUGUCAAAAUCGACCGUGCCAGAACGACGCCACUUGCGUGGACCUGUUCCUGGAUUACUUCUGCGUCUGUCCAUCUGGUACCGAUGGCAAACAAUGCGAAACGGCACCAGAACGCUGCAUUGGAAACCCGUGUAUGCAUAAUGGUCGCUGUCAGGACUUCGGCUCGGGCCUGAACUGCACUUGUCCCGAUGAUUACACGGGUAUCGGUUGCCAAUAUGAAUACGACGCCUGUCAGGCUGGAGCUUGCAAGAACGGUGCCACUUGCAUCGACGAAGGUCCAGGAUUCACUUGCAUAUGCCCUCCAGGAUACACAGGACCUACCUGCGAGGACGAUAUAAUCGACUGUAAAGAGAAUUCUUGUCCACCGUCGGCAACUUGCAUUGAUCUCACUGGUAAAUUCUACUGUCAGUGUCCGUUCAACUUAACUGGCGAUGAUUGCAGAAAAUCCAUCCAAGUGGACUACGAUUUGUACUUCAGUGAUCCCGGACGCAGCAGCGCCUCGCAAAUCAUUCCAUUCUUUACUGGUUCGACAAAGAGCUUGACUGUUGCCAUGUGGGUGCAAUUUACGCAGAGAGACGAGGCUGGAAUUUUCUUUUCUCUUUAUGGUGUCAGCUCGCCGCACGUCCCGACAAAUCGCAGACUUAUGAUCCAGGCACAUAGCAACGGAGUCCAAGUAUCUCUCUUCCACGACCUGCAAGACGUCUAUCUGCCAUUCAGAGAGUACGCAACCAUAAACGACGGACAAUGGCAUCACGUUGCGGUUGUAUGGAAUGGUGAAAACGGUGGAGAACUCAUUCUCAUCACGGAAGGCCUCAUUGCCAGCAAGACCGAGGGUUACGGCAGCGGCCGAUCACUACCAGCAUACGCAUGGGCAGUGUUAGGAAAGCCGCAGAGCGAGAACAUGAAGGGUUACACGGAAUCAGGUUUCCAGGGUCACCUGACGAAGGUGCAAGUUUGGGGCCGUGCAUUACACGUGACAAACGAGAUCCAGAAACAAGUACGCGACUGCCGAACGGAACCGGUUCUCUAUCAGGGUCUGGUGCUGACGUGGGCAGGAUACGACGAGACCGUAGGCGGAGUCGAGAGAGUCGUACCAUCACACUGCGGACAGAGAGUGUGCCCGCCCGGUUACGGCGGUAACAAGUGUCAACAGCUCGAGGCUGACAAGAUACCACCCAAGAUGGAACAUUGUCCUGGCGAUCUCUGGGUAAUUGCGAAGAACGGAUCAUCCAUCGUCACCUGGGACGAGCCGCGCUUCAGUGACAACGUUGGAAUCGUCAAGAUUCAGGAGAAGAACGGACAUAGAUCCGGCCAGACUCUACUCUGGGGCACUUACGACAUCAGUUACGUGGCUUACGAUCAGGCCGGAAACUCGGCUAGCUGCAGUUUCAAAGUUUACGUGCUGUCGGACUUCUGUCCGGUGUUGGAUGACCCCAUCGGUGGCACGCAACAGUGCAAAGAUUGGGGCUCGGGUGGUCAGUUCAAGGUCUGCGAGAUUUUCUGUAACGACGGACUUCGGUUCUCGCAGGAAGUACCUAAGUUCUAUACGUGCGGUGCCGAAGGCUUCUGGAGACCAACCAACGAUCCCAGCCUACCUCUGGUCUAUCCUGCUUGCACGAGCGCUACAUCAGCCCAGAGAGUCUUCAGAAUUAAAAUGAACUUCCCCACAUCGGUUCUCUGCAACGAGGCUGGUCAGGGCGUACUCAAACAGAAGGUUCGAAAUGCCGUGAAUUCUCUGAAUAGAGACUGGAACUUCUGCUCGUAUUCCUACGAAGGAACUCGCGAGUGUAAGGAUCUUAAUAUCGAUGUACAGUGCGAUCAUCGCAUACGCACGACGAGAGAAACGAGCGAGGAAGACGGUGGGACGUAUGUCGUUUCCGCCGUUGUGCCGGCAGAGCCAACGAGACAGGGUCGCCAAGGCAGUGAUACCUACGAAGUGGAGAUAUCGUUCCCGGCGAUAAACGAUCCAAUCCUGAACGCUAACUCGAACGAGCGCUCCACCGUGCAAAAGUUGCUCGAAAGAUUGAUUCUCGAAGAGGACCAAUUCGACGUCCACGACAUCCUGCCUAACACUGUUCCAGACCCCGCAUCUCUCGUUUUGGAGUCCGACUAUGCUUGUCCGAUCGGCCAAGUUGUCAUGGCACCAGAUUGCGUGCCUUGCGCAGUGGGCACUUAUUACGACGAGGAGACGCAGCAGUGCGUGUCCUGCCCCGUGGGUAGCUACCAGAGCGAGUCCGGUCAACUGAGAUGCAGUUCCUGUCCGGUGAUCGCCGGUCGUCCCAGCGUGACUGUGGGUCCUGGGGCGCGUAGCGCGGCGGACUGCAAGGAACGUUGUCCUGCUGGCAAAUACUACGAUGACGUGGCCGGUCUCUGUCGCAGCUGCGGCCAUGGAUUCUACCAGCCCAGCGAGGGCAGCUUCUCUUGCUUGCUGUGCGGUCUUGGAAAAACUACCAGGACAGCCGAGGCGGUGUCCCGCGAGGAGUGCCGAGACGAGUGCGGUUCCGGACAACAAUUGGCCGUCGAGGGAAAAUGCGAACCUUGUCCUCGCGGCACUUACCGCACUCAAGGAGUCCAGGCGUCCUGCCAAGCCUGUCCUCUCGGCAGAACAACCCCGAACAUGGGAUCCGCCGCCAUCGAGGAGUGCUCGCUCCCGGUCUGCGAGCCGGGAACUCACCUGAACGGCACUCUCAACGAGUGCGUCGAGUGCAAGAAGGGAACGUACCAAUCGGAACCGCAACAAACCUUCUGUAUCCCGUGUCCGCCAAAUACUAGCACUAAAGGACCUGCCGCUACAAGCAAGGCAGACUGCACGAAUCCGUGCGAGACGAGCGGCGAGGAAAUGCACUGCGAUGCAAACGCGUACUGUCUACUCAUACCAGAAACGAGCGACUUUAAGUGCGAGUGCAAGCCCGGAUACAACGGCACCGGAACCGUAUGCACGGACGUGUGUCUCGGCUUCUGCGAUAACGAGGGUGUCUGCCUGAAGGACUCGCGCGGCCAGCCAUCCUGCAGAUGCAGCGGUAGCUUCACCGGCAAGCAUUGCACGGAGAAGUCCGAAUUCUUCUACAUCACCGGCGGCAUAGCGGGAGGUGUUAUCUUGAUAAUCAUCGUGGUGCUGCUUGUCUGGAUGAUUUGCGUCAGAGCCUCCAGGAAAAAGGAACCGAAAAAGAUGCUCACUCCAGCAACUGAUCAGAAUGGCUCUCAAGUGAACUUCUAUUACGGGGCACCAACGCCAUAUGCCGAGUCGAUAGCACCAUCACAUCACAGCACGUACGCUCACUAUUAUGACGAUGAGGAGGAUGGUUGGGAAAUGCCGAAUUUCUAUAAUGAGACUUACAUGAAGGAGAGCCUGCACAACGGCGGCAAAAUGAACAGUCUUGCUCGGUCAAACGCCAGUAUUUACGGCACGAAAGACGAUCUUUACGACAGACUGAAGCGUCACGCGUAUACCGGUAAAAAAGAUAAGAGCGACAGCGACAGCGAAGGCCAGUGACCGGGUAGAACAAUGACUUUCAUGCCAACGUAGGGUACGAAAAAGCGAGAGAUAUCGGUGUAAUCAGACGGGACGACGACGGUAUCUCAUCCUUCGUGCGACGUCGUCGUCGUUGCUUCUCCCGAUCGACGGAUCGUGAUUAUUUAUUACACACCUUGUGACUCAUCUUGUGACGUCCGCGCGAGAUCCGCGGCCGUCCUGAUCGAGCGAUCGGAACUAGGUGAGAAGGCGGAGAAGGAGGGAGAGAGAACGAAAAGGAAGACGGCCCGAUCGGAGCCGUGGGAUCUCGCGUCGAUGCGGAGAGACACGCUUAAAUCGACGAUCAGCGAGCGACGCAAGGGUCCUGGAACGACGAUCGGCCUGCCGAUCGCCGCUUCGGCACGCGUCCGCGCGCGAGAACGGCUCUCCCCCCCCCCGGGAACUCGCGGCCGGGAGAUGCUGCCAGAGCCACAAAACCUGAUGAAAAUGGGACUCCGUCUGUCCUUCGAAGCGAAAUUCGAUGCGUGUUCAAUAAUUAAAGAGACUUACGCGCGUGUGCGCACGCGCGCGCGAGGUUGUAAUUUUUUGUAAUUUAAUACCGCGUAGACGUUAAGGAUCACCCCCUCAAACCUCCAAUCAAUCAACCAACUGCCCCAAACCUCCUCCCAUACUCCCUCCUUCUUAUUAACUCAUAUAAGAUUAAUACGGUGCGUACGUGAGAGGAACUCUGUGUGCUUGUAUGUUAAUAGUAACUUUACGUACGAUGGAUUUAUAUUUUGUUACUCGGAUGGUAUACGCGUUCACGUUGUAAUAUAAUAGUGUGCGGGUGCGCGACACGAGCACGACCGGGAAAGUCCCACGAGUUCUCCGAGUUCAAUCUCAACCAGCGAGAAUGAAAGUAGAUCGGAGCAGGAAGAAGGCGGAGUCUCGUGAAGAACCCUCGUGUGAGAGGAUCGUUUUGUGUCGCGGUGACCGAAAGACAUGUACUCUGAAAAUUUUAUUACUCGGAGCCUCUCACUGGACACGGUGGUUUCUCUCCAUCUCUCUCUGUAAAGACAGGAAUGUGGAGCCACCGGAUGUGACAAACGAUGAACUCUGUGUCCGCGCGGCGGACGUGCACCGAACGAUGCCUACCACGCUGUUUUUCAUUUAUGUUGUAAAAACUUUAACAAAUAGUUGUUUUUUUAUUAAUAAAAUGUAUUUCAAUAAAAUGACUCGAUGUAUUUAA